This is a messenger RNA of Humulus lupulus (European hop), 701 nucleotides long. RefSeq lists its product as uncharacterized. Gene Ontology annotation, cellular component: chloroplast. The record is from RefSeq and is a predicted model, not a curated record. Bases 221 to 511 code for a protein of 96 amino acids. Lineage: Eukaryota; Viridiplantae; Streptophyta; Magnoliopsida; Rosales; Cannabaceae. The transcript has a single exon.
ACUUGUGGAGAGCUCGUGGUUUAAACACUUCCACUGAAUCUAAGCAGCCAUGGCGAAAAUCAUCGGACGGCUGAGAUUCAUUUGUACGGACCCAAUCCCCGAAUAAUAUAAUUAUAUUUAUCCCUAACCUUACACUACCACCUUCCUUCUUGCUUAACUUCCAUUAAUAUUCCCUUACAAAAAUCCGCACAUUAUCCAAAUCUUUCAAUUUUCUACUAACAUGGCUUCCCUACCAAUGAUCUUCGGUCCGGUGGCCGGCGGAAGAGUGUUUGCUGCGACGGCGGCGAAGAGCGCCGGAGGAAGCAAAGAGGAGAAAGGACUGCUGGAUUGGAUCCUGGGAGGGCUAGCCAAGGAGGAUCAGCUGCUGGAGACUGAUCCCAUUCUGAAGAAGGUAGAGGACGAGAAGAACGGCACCGGCAGCACCACCACUCGUGGCCGGAAGAACGCGGUGGCGAUGCCUCCGAAGAAAAAGGGAGGUUUUGGUGGCCUUUUCGCCAAGAAUGACGAAUGAUUAAUUUGAUGAUGAUGCUUUGAAUUUUCGAUCAAUUGGAAUUGUUCAUUCGUUGCAUUUCGCCUUGAAUCCGCUGAAAAUUAUUGUUGUUAUAAUUAAUUACGGAAACGCUGAACUGAAGCUGUGCAAUUCUUGUUAUAUAUUUUUUUAAAAAUUUAUAUAAAUAUUUAUAUCGAAGAAUUUUAGGUCA